AUGGGAAGCAUAGGAGAGCCACCGACCGAGCUUGAUUAUGAGGUCCUAGUCAUUGGAGCAGGUUUAUCUGGCAUCUUCACAUUGUAUCGUAUGCAACAGUUUGGUAUCAAAACUAUUGCACUAGAAGCUGCAUCAGGAGAGGGCGGAACAUGGUUCUGGAAUCGAUACCCAGGCGUACAAUUCGAUUCAGAGAGUGUCAGCUAUGGAUUUUCAGAGAUGUCGCAAGAAGUGCUGGACGAAUGGAACUGGACGGAGACAUUCGCUCAUGGAGACGAGACAUUGCGAUACGCCCAAUUUCUCACAGAUAAAUUUAACCUCCGACAGUACAUGCAGUUCAACACUAGAGUAAAGUCUGCUCGAUGGCGAGAAGAAUCGAAUUCUUGGCUAGUGACAGACCAGUCAGGAAGGACGUACAGCACACGAUUCAUCAUCACGGCACUAGGUAUCUUGAACGAGCCAACCCUGCCCAAUAUCCCCGGAAUAGAGGACUACCGCGGCGAAGCAUUCCACACAUCGCGAUGGCCUCGUGAAUGGACGUUCAAAGACAAGCGUGUCGGGAUCAUCGGCACUGGUGCAACUGCAAUUCAGAUCAUCCAAGAAAUCGUAAAGCCACAGUACGGCAUGAAGUCGUUAACAGUCUUCCAACGAACGCCGAAUUGGUCUGCGCCACUCCGCAAUGAGCCUAUCUCGUCGGACGAGAUGAAGGUCUACAGAGACAAAUAUCCAGAAAUCUUCGACCAAUGUUCGAAAUCAUACGCCGGAUUCCUGCAUGUUGCCGAUACUCGCAAGACAUUAGAAGUACCAGAAGACGAGCGACUGGCCUUCUGGGAACAGCUCUACGCAAAACCAGGCUUCGCCAAAUGGCUUGGCAAUUUCGCAGACAUCAACACCGAUCGCGACGCAAACGCAGCAUUCAGCGCCUUCAUUGCGCAAAAGAUUCGUGCACGAGUGCACGACCCCGUCACAGCCGAGAAAUUGAUCCCCAAAACCCACGGCUUCGGCACAAGAAGAGUCCCGCUGGAGACCCAUUACUUCGAAGCCUACAACCAAGAAAAUGUCCGCCUCGUCGACGUCGCGCACGAAGCCCCAAUCCAACGCAUCACGCACACCGGGAUUCUGCUCCAAAGCGGCGAACACAUCGACCUCGACGCCCUCAUCUACGCCACGGGCUUCGACGCCGUCACAGGCCCCAUGACCGCCAUCGAAUGGCAAGGCGUGCACAACACCCAACUCCCCGAAAUCUGGUCCCAAGGCCCACGAACCUAUCUCGGCCUCUUCGUCCACCGCCUCCCCAACAUGAUGAUGAUCCUCGGCCCCCACCAAGCGUUCGGGAACAUCCCACGCUCGAUCCAAUUCGCGGGGACGUGGGUUUCGGAAUUCGUGCGGUUUUGCAAGGAACGACAUCUUACGCGUGUGGAGUGUCGGGCGGAGAAGGUGGAGGAGUGGACGCAACAUGUUUGGGAUUGUGCGAAGGGGUUGUUGAUGAAUGAGGUGGAUUCUUGGAUGACGGGGGUGAAUAGGAAUGUCAAGGGGAAGCAGAAGAGGAUUGUGGCUAGGUAUAGUGGUUCGGGACCCGGGUAUCGGAGGAGGUGUUUGGAUGUUGCGGAGAAUGGGUAUCGGGAUUUGGAUUUGGAGUGA
This is a messenger RNA of Pseudocercospora fijiensis CIRAD86, 1638 nucleotides long. RefSeq lists its product as uncharacterized. Bases 1 to 1638 code for a protein of 545 amino acids. The record is from RefSeq and is a predicted model, not a curated record. The transcript has 4 exons. Lineage: Eukaryota; Fungi; Ascomycota; Dothideomycetes; Mycosphaerellales; Mycosphaerellaceae. Gene Ontology annotation, molecular function: N,N-dimethylaniline monooxygenase activity; flavin adenine dinucleotide binding; NADP binding.